Molecule: messenger RNA, 834 nt
Organism: Fusarium poae
Lineage: Eukaryota; Fungi; Ascomycota; Sordariomycetes; Hypocreales; Nectriaceae
Exons: 1
Coding region: 1-834 (277 amino acids)
Source: RefSeq, a predicted model, not a curated record
AUGCGGCCUGUCGAAAGGAACGACGUCAGGCGUUUGACUAACCGGAAUACUAUCCUGAUUAUCGAUCCGACUUCCUGGACUAUUGCCUAUAUCGACAAUAUAAUUAGUCGUAAUCCGAAAAACAUUGCCACUAAGCAAGGUAGCAAGACCCUCCCACCUGAACUGUGGUACAUGAUCUUGUCUUGGGCAGAAGACGAUUUUGCACAGCCUAGUCAUGACCUAGUCUACCCGGUCGAAAUUACAUCUGUUCAACUCGAUGGCGAGACCUCAGAACCGGCUGUGGUCUGCAACAAAAUUCCCCAAUGGUGGAGAUUUGGCGCUAUCAGAAACCUCACGGAAUUAAUCCAUUACGAGAACUAUCUGAUUAGCCCCUGGUACGAUCCAACAGCGAUGCCCUCUUACGAUCCAAGUCGAACACCCCCUCCUGAAUGUCCCUUUCUAGGCAUCUCCAGAACAGUCUUGCAAAACGAAUCGUUAACGAUUCCUAUUCGCGAGCUAAAGUUUGGUCGGUCUUUUCUGUAUCAGGACAUCAAAGCCCCUGAGGUGAUUGCCUGGACCGAAAGGGGGAAAUGCUUCCUGUGCCACGACGUUAGCGGAUUUUGCGCGGGAUGCAGGGACGGGGCAUGGGCUCUAGAGAGCUUCGAUAUUAUGAGCAGAGACCUUGUCGAUUGCGAUACAGGGAUGUUUUGUCCACUUUGUGUUGGGCCGGAAUACGCAAAGCAAAGCGCAUGGGAAAAUUCUGACCAGGGUCUUCCGAGCGACAAGAUGUCAGAGGAGGAGUACAUCGAAUGGGAGAGUAAACGGAUGCAGGAACUCGGUUAUCAUGAACAUUGA